Molecule: messenger RNA, 2254 nt
Organism: Tupaia belangeri chinensis (Chinese tree shrew)
Lineage: Eukaryota; Metazoa; Chordata; Mammalia; Scandentia; Tupaiidae
Gene: STRN4
Product: striatin 4
Cellular component (GO): dendrite
Molecular function (GO): protein-containing complex binding; calmodulin binding; armadillo repeat domain binding
Source: RefSeq, a predicted model, not a curated record
GCUCAGGUGGCUUUCCUCCAGGGAGAAAGGAAGGGACAGGAGAAUUUAAAAACAGACCUGGUGCGGCGGAUCAAGAUGUUAGAAUACGCACUGAAGCAGGAGAGGGCCAAAUAUCAUAAACUGAAGUUCGGGACGGACCUGAACCAGGGGGAGAAGAAAGCAGAUCUGCCAGAACAAGUCUCCAAUGGCCCUGUGGAAUCUGUCACCAUGGAGAACAGCCCGCUGGUGUGGAAGGAGGGGCGGCAGCUUCUCCGACAGUACCUGGAGGAAGUGGGCUACACAGACACCAUCCUCGACAUGCGGUCCAAGCGUGUGCGUUCCCUGCUGGGCCGUUCCCUGGAGCUCAAUGGGGCUGUGGAGCCCAGUGAGGGGGGCCCCAGGGCCACGCCGGGGCCUGGGGCUCUCAGCGGCGGCGAGUCACUGCUGGUGAAGCAGAUCGAGGAGCAGAUCAAGAGGUGAGCCCUCGGGCCUGAUGGCAAAGAGCGCUUGGGCGGCUCGGUGCUGGAGCAGAUCCCCUUCCUGCAGAACUGCGAGGAUGAGGACAGCGAUGAGGAUGACGAGCUGGACAGUGUGCAGCAUAAGAAGCAGCGCGUGAAGCUCCCGUCCAAGGCUCUGGUGCCCGAAAUGGAGGACGAGGAUGAAGAGGACGACUCGGAGGACGCCAUCAACGAGUUCGACUUCCUGGGCUCAGGAGAGGACGGGGAGGGGUCCCCAGACCCUCGGCGUUGUACUGCGGACGGGAAUCCCCAUGAGCUGGAAAGCCGCCGGGUCAAACUCCAGGGAAUUCUGGCUGACCUUCGGGAUGUAGACGGGCUGCCCCCCAAAGUGACCGGCCCACCGCCAGGCACACCCCAGCCCCGGCCACACGAAGGUUCCUUUGGCUUCUCCUCAGACGUUUUCAUCAUGGACACUAUCGGGGGCGGGGAGGUGAGCCUGGGGGACUUGGCAGAUCUCACCGUCACCAACGACAACGACCUCAGCUGUGAUCUGUCUGACAGCAAAGAUGCCUUUAAGAAGACGUGGAACCCCAAGUUCACCCUCCGCUCACACUACGACGGCAUCCGCUCCCUGGCUUUCCACCACAGCCAGUCGGCUUUGCUCACUGCCUCCGAGGACGGCACGCUGAAGCUCUGGAACCUGCAGAAGGCUGUCACGGCCAAGAAGAAUGCUGCACUAGACGUGGAGCCUAUCCAUGCCUUCCGGGCCCACAGGGGCCCUGUGUUGGCAGUAGCCGUGGGCAGCAACAGCGAGUACUGCUACAGUGGGGGGGCAGAUGCCCGCAUCCACAGCUGGAAGAUUCCAGACCUCAACAUGGACCCCUACGAUGGUUAUGACCCGAGUGUGCUGAGCCACGUCCUGGAGGGCCACGCAGACGCUGUGUGGGGCCUGGCCUUCAGCUCCACCUCCCAGCGCCUGGCCUCCUGCUCCGCAGAUGGCACCGUCCGCAUCUGGGACCCCAGUGGCAGCAGCCCGGCCUGCCUCUGUACCUUCCCAGCAGCCAGCGAACAUGGGGUCCCCACCUCAGUGGCCUUCACCAGCACCGAACCUGCCCACGUCGUGGCCUCCUUCCGCUCUGGCGACACUGUCCUGUAUGACCUGGAGGCUGGCAGUGUCCUCCUCACGCUGGAGUCCCGGGGGAGCAGUGGCCCAACUCAGAUCAACCAGGUGGUGAGUCAUCCAGACCAGCCCCUCACCAUCACCGCCCAUGACGACAGGGGCAUCCGCUUCCUGGACAAUCGGACAGGUAAAUCCGUGCACUCCAUGGUCGCCCACCUGGACGCGGUCACCUGCCUAGCCGUGGACCCCAAUGGCGUGUUCCUGAUGUCAGGAAGCCACGACUGCUCCCUGCGGCUGUGGAGCUUGGACAACAAGACGUGUGUGCAAGAGAUCACGGCCCACCGCAAGAAGCACGAGGAGGCCAUCCACGCCGUCGCCUGCCACCCCAGCAAGGCCCUCAUCGCCAGCGCCGGUGCUGACGCCCUGGCCAAGGUCUUCGUAUGAUGCCCACCUGGCCCCGCCCUGGCCGCCGAGCCAGCUGGGGAGCGGGGCUGGGCAAGCGGGGCUGAGGUGAGCAGCCAGGGCCACCUGGCUUCAGGUGGUAGCAGAAGGUCCCUGUGUCCUGAAGCUCACCCCUUGUGUGAUACCUUGGCUUGUGCCAAGGUUUCAAGCCCUACUGUCUGGGUUGGGAGCACGCAGUUAGAGGGAGCACCCCGUUACAAUGGCUGAGUAGCCCCUGCGCAUGCAGGGGCGGGGC